AUGAGGAAGUUUGUACGCACUAGACCAGCGGCGCCCCAUCACGCUCCUCCCGUGCCUACCAACUCGGCACGCGGCGCUAAUGGACACCUCAAGGGGGUCGGCGGCGGCGGGCCGAGGCGCGACGACCACCGCUCCACGCUCUCAAGGGGCAGCGCUGCGGAGGGCGCCGCCAUGGCCCUCUGGGAGGACCCGGACUUCCCUGCCGCCCCGCGCUCCCUCGGCCUCCGCCGUCCGCCCCAGGACCUGCACUGGCUGCGCCCCCAUGAGCUGAGCGCGCGGCCGCGGUUCCUCGGCGACAGCGUUCUGGAGGCGCCCCCGCCCUCGCCCCACGCCGCCCACGCCGCCCACGCCGCCCACGCCGCCCACGCCCCCCACGCCCCCCACGCCCCUCACGCUCCCCACGCCACAGGCGACGCAGACGCCAACAGCGACGCCCACUCCGACCACGACACUGACGACCAGAUCGCCGCCAGGUGGAGCGUGGAGGUGGGCGAGGUGGGCGACGCCGCGCUGUGCUGCGCAGCGGCCGCGCUGGCGCUCACGCCGCGCCUGCUGGCCAGGGUCGCCCCGCCGCACUCCUUCCGCCGCGGCUACACCGGCGCCUUCAGGUUCCAGUUCUGGGUGUUCGGGCAGUGGCGGGAGGUGGCGGUGGACGACCGGCUGCCCGUGCGGGGCGCGCGCCUCCUCUGCAGCCGCGGCGCGCUGCCGCACGACUACACGCUGCCGCUGCUCGAGAAGGCGUACGCCAAGCUGUACGGGUCGUACGCGGCGCUGCGCGGCGGCACGUGCGCGCGCGCCCUGCAGGACCUCUCGGGCGGCGUGGUGCAGAGCUUCGCGCCGCCUCGCCAGCCGCCCGCGCUGCUGCACCGGGUGCUCGACUCGGCCGUGCCGCGCUCCACGCUGCUGGUCGCCACCGCCGCCGCCCACCCGGAAAAGGGAGGCUGUGGGCGUCGCUCGCGCAACGGACUCAUCCCCGAGCAGGCGUACUGCGUGACGGGGCUGGCGAGGGUACGCGGCGGGGCGGAGGCGGGGGCGGAGGCGAGGGCGGGGGCGGAGGAGUGGGCGGGCGCGUUGGUGCGGCUGCGGGCGCCGAGCGGGCGCGGCGAGUGGCGCGGCGCGUGGGCGCGCGGCGGGCCGCAGUGGCGCGCCCUGCCGCCCAAAGACCGCGACCUCCUGGCCGCCACCACGCCCCACCCGGCGCACUUCUGGAUGCCAUUCGGCGAGUUUGCUCGCGCGUUCGACCGGUUGGAGCUGGUGCACGUCGGGCCCGACGAGUGGGUGCGCGAACCGGCGCUGCGCGGGCGGCGUCCGUGGCGCGCCGUGGUGGCGCGGCGCCGCUGGCGCGCCGGCUACAACGCGGGCGGGCCGCCGGGGUGCCGCACGGCCGCCGCCAACCCGCAGUUCCGCGUGCUAGUGCCGCCGCCGGCCGCCGCGCACCUGGUGCUGGCCGUGGCGCAGCACUACGAGCCGUCGGCGCCGCGCCGCCCUCGGGGCGUCGGCUUCGCGCUCUUCGAGCUGCCGCCCGCCGCCGCCGCGCGCCGCGCCGCCCUCGCCGCCGACGAGGACGCCUUCGACCACUACGUCGGUGACCUCCCGAUAGACUCGAGAGCCCAUCUCGCCGGCGGCGGCACUCAUGGCGACGUCCGUGCGCAGAGGCCGCUGGAGGCGGCGCACGCGGGCCGCGCGCGCGAGGUGGCCGCCUUCGUGCUGCUGGCGCCCGGCCACUACCUGCUGGUGCCGCACGCGCGCCGCGCCCACGCCGAGGGCGCCUUCCUGCUGCGCGUGCUGUGCGACCGGCGCGCCGACGUCUGGGAAGUCAACGAUGACAACGUCGUUAUCCGAGAUUUCAACACGGAAAACGAGGAAGACGCAGAUCCUUUACCGCCCCAGGUUCGAGGGGCUAUAGCCAAGGCGGUCAAGAAGCAGGGCUCCGACGAGGUAUGCGACUUGAUGUUUCGUCAAUCGAACGGUCGCGCAAAUAGCGAGCGAGGGUGCGCGGCGCAGGUGGACGCGUGGGCGCUGCGCGCGGUGGCGCGUCGCUGCGGCGGCGCCUCGCUGGAGCUGUGCCGCGCGCUGGUGGCGCUGCGCGACGCGGGCGUGGGCGGGCGCGUGCCGGCCGCCGAGGUGCCGGCGCUGCUGCGGCUGCUGGCGCUGUGGCGCGCCGCCGUGCGCCGCCACCUGCCGCGCUGCGCCGCGCGCCUGCCCUCCUACCGGCUGCGCGCGCUGCUGUGGGCGGCCGGCGUCUGCGCCAGCAACAAGGUGCUCGAGUGCAUCGUGCUGCGCUUUGCGCGCCGCGCCGCGCUCUCCGCCGAGGCCUGCCUCUUGGCGCUCGCCCGCCUGCAUCUCGCCCACGAGCGAUACCGCAGCCUCGACGCAAAGCUGAAGUCGAAUCCUCUUUCCCUGGAAGAAGUUAUUCUAAUGACGAUCUACUCA
Iphiclides podalirius (scarce swallowtail) is the source of this 2433-nucleotide messenger RNA. The record is from the annotation of a GenBank genome assembly. Lineage: Eukaryota; Metazoa; Arthropoda; Insecta; Lepidoptera; Papilionidae.